This is a messenger RNA of Ostrea edulis (European flat oyster), 737 nucleotides long. RefSeq names its product interleukin 17-like protein. Gene Ontology annotation, cellular component: extracellular region. The transcript is spliced from 2 exons. Gene Ontology annotation, molecular function: cytokine activity. NCBI's taxonomy places the organism in Eukaryota, Metazoa, Mollusca, Bivalvia, Ostreida, Ostreidae. The coding region runs from base 13 to 588 and encodes 191 amino acids. The record is from RefSeq and is a predicted model, not a curated record.
UGCACGUUUAAGAUGAUUAGCCCUUACUUCCAAGUUCAAACGUUGUUUCUGAUCACACCACUUGUCGCUAUGUAUGGCAGCAAUGCGUGUAAAGAACUGUCAAGCUGGAAAAUCAAACAAAAACUGGGCUACAACCCAAGUGAAUCUGAUAUGUCUUUCAACAUGAUCCCUCCAUUCUACAAAAGAACGAAGUUAAAGAAUUCUGCAAAUAAACACAAACUGAAGGAAAAAAAUACAAGACUGUUCGGCAACAGCACCUGUCCCUCCACCCUCAAUACCUCUGAAUUUCACAUGAUGUUUCGGUCAAGUUGUCCGUGGUUUAUAGAACUUUCUGUGGACAAAACCAGAAUUCCUGUGACAAUGGCCAAGGCUAGAUGCAGAUGUAGCAAUUGCAAUAUGAAUGUUUUACCAAGACAGCCUUAUCCUCCCCAUCCUGAUUUCUCGUGUGACACUGUGAAGACUUACAGAAGAGUACUGAGAGAAAUUCCAAAUGGCUGUGAUAGAAAUGGAUUCAAAAACUACAAGGUAGACAUCGAAGAAAUACCUGUCGCGUGCACGUGUGUGGCGGCACGGGAGGCUGGAAAGUGAUCAGCUUGAUAUUGUAUAAUUAUGCCUAUGUGAUACAUAUUAUGUUCUUGUGUGGGUUUUUUCGAGUCAUUCUGAUGCCUACUAGUUUAGUCUGUUACUAGUAUAUAACUUCGUCAUUUUCAAAAUAAAUGAAUUUUUUUCAAUACACA